UAUUUGCUGUGUGAACGUGUUGCGGUUAAGUUCGUCGAAACGAAAGAAUUUUAUUCGUAAUAGUCAUUGUUGUUUCUUCAGCUUAUUUAAUAACUUAACCAAAUUACGUCCGGUUUCGAUUCUUCUAACCAAUUCGUUAAUGCAAAUUUUUCCCUUUAAAUAAUUAAAUGCAUUUGUUAAUAGCUUUAUUACUAUGCUGUACUCUAUGGGGUCAGGUGGUGAUUGUUAAAUGUGGACCGUUACAAACAUUAUCGGCUGACUCAGGUAAUGGUGAGGACAAGAAACCUUGGGAUUUAAAUGAAGCCAUAUUUGCUACAUCGAAAAUACGAUCUUUUAAUGGUACUUGGAUAUCCGAUAAGGAAUUUUAUUACGGCGCUUCCGACAGAUCUUUGCACAUAUAUGAUGUCGUUGCCGGAACGGAUGAAAUAUUUGUACCAUCCAAGAUUUUGGAGAAAUAUGGUAAAGGCAGUUCAGCUAUUUUGUCGCCCAGUGGUACAAGACUUUUAAUACGCUUUAAUGUGGAACAUAUUUUUCGUCAUUCAUCUGUAGCCAGAUACGAUAUUUAUGAUCUUAAUACGGGCCUUUCAACUGAGAUGCAUAACGGUAAAAAAUUACAAUACUGCAUAUGGCAUCCUCAUAACGAUGAUCAUUUGGCUUAUGUUUACAAUAACAAUGUUUUCGUUCAUCGAGUUGGUACCGGAGAGGAAAUACCUCUUACCAGCGAUGGUAAAAAUGGAGUAAUUUACAAUGGUAUUCCUGAUUGGGUGUACGAAGAGGAAGUAUUAAGUAACAGUAACGCGUUAUGGUGGUCUCCGGAUGGUUCCAAAUUGUUAGUAGGUUGGUUCAACGAUACCGAUGUUGAAACAUAUAAAUAUUUCAUUUAUGGAGAAGCCAACGAUCCCGAAGAUCAAUAUCCUACAGAGGUAGAUCUUAAGUAUCCAAAAUCGGGUACAAAUAAUCCUUUAGUAGCGGUACGAUUAUUUGAUAUAAGCUCUUUAGCACCUUCGAUGGUGCUAAUUACAGCACCUACUGAUGUUGUAGGCAAAGAUCAUAUAUUGCAGAAUGUAAAGUGGACGAAUAAUGACAAAUUUAUAGUCACUUGGUUAAAUCGUCGGCAAAAUAUUGCUUCUAUUCAGGCUUGUAGCGCAGAGGGUGUUUGCAAAGAGGUAAAGCGUUUAAGUGAGCCCGCUGGCUGGAUUUCUAUGACCAACCUGCUUUGUUUAAAAAGUGGUGAAAGAUGUUUAUUUUCCAAUUGGAUUGAUAAUUGGUAUCAAGUUUGGAAUCUGAAUUUACAAAAUGGUGAUAAUUUAUGGACCAGUCGCGGAAACUUUACCGUAUUGAAUAUCUACGGCUACGAUGAGGAUAAAGAUAAAUUAUAUUACCAGGCUACAAUGCCGUACGAUCCUUCUAUAUAUCACGUAUUUAGUAAUGAGGAUUGUUUGACUUGUUCUUUACGUGACAGUGAAGGUGAUUUAUGCCGUUCUGCUACGGCUUCGUUUAGCAAAAAUUUCACUUAUUUUAUGGCGACUUGUGCCGGUCCAAAUCCUAGUUAUAGCAAAAUUGUACGAACCGAAACUAAAAAUGUGGCCGCUGAUUGGGAAUUAAAUACAGAAUUUCGUGAAAAAUUAAGCACAAAACUUAGACCGACGAUAAAAUAUAUGAAUGUAACUUUGGCUGAUGGUUCCCGGGGAAUAGCUAGAUUAAGUUUGCCCCCUAAUUUGGAUGAGAAAAAGAAAUAUCCUCUUAUUGUAUGGGUCUAUGGGGGGCCUAAUUCGGUAAGAGUGACGAAUAGUUUUACCGUAGGUUUUGAGGCUUACCUCACGACAAAACGUCAAGUAAUAUACGCCCAAAUAGAUGGUCGAGGCACCGGAAAUAAAGGAAAAGCAUUGUUACAUUCGAUCAACAAUCAUUUAGGUGAAUUUGAAGUAGCUGAUCAGAUAUACGUAACCAAAUAUCUGCAGCAAGAAUUGCCUUACGUAGACGCUGAGAACACCGGCAUUUGGGGCUGGAGUUACGGAGGUUAUUUAACUGCGCGAACUUUGGGCAAUGACACGCACGGGGUUUACAAGUGUGGCGUUUCUGUGGCCCCUGUUACUUCUUGGCUAUACUACGACAGCAUUUAUACCGAACGUUAUAUGGGUUUGCCGACACCCGAAGAUAAUCUUCGAAAAUACAUGGAAACCGAUGUUUUUGAUAAUGUUGAAAAUUUCCGCCAUCAUGACUUUUUAUUGAUACAUGGCUCUGCGGAUGAUAACGUUCAUUAUCAGAAUAGCUUAAUGUUGGCCAAAGUUUUACAGCAGCAUCAAAUAAUUUUUGAUGAAAUGACUUAUACCGACGAAAAUCAUUCCAUAGGUAGUUUUUUGCCUCAUUUGUAUCAAACUAUGGAUCGUUUUUGGUCUUCCUGUCUUAAUUUGGAGGUUUUUGAAGAAUAUGAGAACUAAGCUAAAUAUGUAAAUAUGUUCCAAAGUUUUAGAAAUAUUUGAUUAUUAUACAACAA
Molecule: messenger RNA, 2497 nt
Organism: Glossina fuscipes
Lineage: Eukaryota; Metazoa; Arthropoda; Insecta; Diptera; Glossinidae
Product: venom dipeptidyl peptidase 4
Exons: 8
Coding region: 168-2441 (757 amino acids)
Biological process (GO): proteolysis
Molecular function (GO): serine-type peptidase activity; dipeptidyl-peptidase activity
Source: RefSeq, a predicted model, not a curated record